Molecule: messenger RNA, 3117 nt
Organism: Trichomonas vaginalis G3
Lineage: Eukaryota; Parabasalia; Trichomonadida; Trichomonadidae
Exons: 1
Coding region: 1-3117 (1038 amino acids)
Molecular function (GO): protein binding
Source: RefSeq, a predicted model, not a curated record
AUGUCAAUUCCUCCUCUAAGAAAGGUGCAAAAGCCACGAGUAACAGUAUCGUUACGGCGUGGCAAGGAGGAAACAACUCCUCGCCGUGCAAAAACAGCGAUAAGUGAUCUACCAAUCGAAGAGAUGAUAGUACGACCAAAAACAACAACAGGAACUCGUCCAGUAUCAUCAUAUAACAUCAAUGCAUUUGUUAGAUCAUCAAGAUUAUUCGAAUCAAAAAUGAAAACAAUAAAAAAGCCGCCAAAGCAAAUUGAAGAAUCCAAAAGGAACAUGGUUACAAGCCCAAAGGAGUGGGUAUCAGAUUACGUUCGAUCCAAGCUUGCAAACAGUGCCGCUUUGAAAAUUCAAAGAUGUUGGCGCAAUUAUUCAGUGAGGAAACAAUGGGGAGGCCUAUUUCAUCGAAGAAUAUGGUCUAGAAAAGACGCUUUACUCAGAAUUUUUGUCGCUUGGCGCGGAUAUACAACAAAGAAAUUCAAUGUCAUCGUUGAUUGCUACAACAGGUUUUCUAGAUUCCAACUCGAAAAGAAAUGGCUCAGUACAGAACAAAAUAUCGCCCCAUUCAACGUCUUUUACCUUACAGAUAACUAUUUCAUUCCAAAUCUCGUUACACCACGUCAAUACACCUUUAUUGCUCGUGUCUUUGCUCAUCCAGAGAGUCGAUUCGUCCUCAAACUGUGGAAAUUCGCAGCCCACACUCAAAAAGUUUUUCGAGAAAAAUCAUUAUACUUUUUCUUCACGGUUAAGAAGCGCCAGCACUUCGGCUUCAUUUUCUCGGCCUUCCAUCUGUGGCAUCUCUUCACAGUCUGGAAGCGAAAAUCCAAGAAAGACCCAGAAUUUUACCAUCUCGAACAAAGUGAAGUGAUAAUUGAUUGGAAUGUCCGAGAGAAAUUUCUGAAGAAAACAAAGGCCUUGAACCAUACAGCAGACAACACGUUCAAGAAGAACCUGAAGAAGAAAGCUCUCAUAGCAGUUCACCAGAGAUUGGUCGAGAAACGCCAAUUAUCUCUUGAUUAUGACUCAUCCGGACAAUUUUACUUGCACCACUUGAUGGAACAGUGCAGAAAAGCCUGGGUACACUUUGUAUUGAAGCAGAGAGCAAGGAGGCAAGAAUUACUAAGACUACAGAAGAUUUGGUACACAACAAGUUAUAAUAUGGCCUUGGAAAAAACAAACAAAAAUGUCCUCUCAAAUUUUCAUCAGAAAUUUUUCACAUCACAAGUCUUUCGCGGUUGGCAGAAAGAAAGUCGCUUAGAAACAUUCAAAACGCUUAUAAAUGCGUUCUCCAUGCAGAAAAAGCCAAGUUUAGCGAGACAAUUCGUAUUAAAAUUAUAUGGUCUCGAUAGUUUGGUAUUUUUCGAAAGAGUAUGGAAGGAAUGGAUCGCUUAUACACACAAACGUCGUAAUUGGCAUAAGUUUGUCAGUAUUUGCAAUCAAGAUACAGGAGAUCUUGAAUUAAAACAGAUUUGCUACUACGGAAUCAAGAAACACGUUGAUCACCAGACAUUCAAGAGAAUUGUACACGCAAAUAACACACAGAUCUAUGACCUUGCGUUAGUUUCUCUCGAAGGAAUUUACAAAAAUUUGGAAUCCAUGAACCAAAAAAGUGACACCUCUCAAAUCGACCAAGAAAAAAGUGACAUCACAUCAGAAAAAAUACCAAAAGAAAAAAAAUCGAAAAAUGAUAAUUCCCAAGAAGAAAAUCCAAAAGAAGAAAAAAUUCCAAAAGAAAAAAUUUUGAAAAGUAACACUUUUACAAAAAUUUUAUUAGUUGCAUUAGAUUCGAUUAAGAAUGGCGACAAAGCAAAAGUUAUUAAGCUUUUCAAGACAGAAGAGAAGCAACAAACAUCAAAUGACGUCAAAGUUCAUUAUAGUUUCAAUGAAAUUCUUCAUAUUAACAACAAUAACUGUAAACAGCUUUACAAUUUGAUGAGAUACAGAAUUGCAAGAGACAGUGUUUUAAUCAGUGGAUUAGCAACGCAUACAGCAGCAAUUGAACUGAGAAAAAUCCUGCCUUUCUUUGUUACUUACAAUUCUGAUGAUUUCAUGAAAUUCCCAAACAUAAAGACACCGAAUCUCAACUUGAAUGUGUCCGAUGACGUGAUUCCAAGUCUGAAAGAACACAAGAGAAGUUUGGAGAUGAAGAAAGGUCAAAUUUCCUUCGAAAUUCUUUCAAUUCUCAGCCAAGGAAAGACUGAAUUCAAGAGCAAGAUGAGACCUCCAAUUGUCAUUUACGGAGAUUCCAAUUCUUUGUUUGAUAAUUCUGUUGAAAACUUCUCAAGUGAUAAUGUUCCUGCAAAUGAUUCUAAAGCGAAUUUGACUCCGCAAAUCAUCACGAAUCCUUCUGCAGCGCAAGCCAACCAGAAAUCAAAAGAAAUCAGAGCUUCUUUGACUAGUUUCACUCGUCCAAACCUUGGUGAUUUCACUCCUCCUCACAAGAACUUGUUUUUAACUGUUCUUAAAGAUACUCUUGGAAAUAGAACUCCUUCUCAAAGUUUGUUAUCGAAUUCGAUGCUUGAAUUCGCUCCUUCUUUUUCUUCAGAAGUUCUUUCUUCGAAAUUAGAACACAGUGAAGCAUAUUCUGGUCUCAGAAGAUUCUUUACUAAUUCAGCACAAAUUAGAUUGGACAUGAAAACUUCUGAUACGCAACAAGCAGAAGAAUUAAUGACAAAAACACAGAUAAGAACAAUGAGAAGAAAUAUAAAUGCGUUUUACGCAGGAAUGUUUGGAAUUGAUGCUUCUAAAAAUGUUCCAAUGGAUAUAAAACCUCCACAAUGGUUAAAGAACAUCGCAGAAGCAAUAAUUGCUUGUCAUUAUGAACUGAGAAAGUUCCAAAGUGUUUAUUCUUUUUGUGGUGAAAUUCCUUUUCCAAGGAAAUUCUUGGUUGAUGACCCUGCAAAUGUCGAAUUGAGAUCAAUAAUUUAUGUCGCUGUUACAAAGAAGUUCCCGAGAUUGGCAAAGACAGAAAACGCUAUAAAAAGAGAUGACAAUCAGGACAUGACAAGAACUGAUUUGUACGUCGCAAUGUUAGCUCUUCCUUACAUAUUUAAGGCUGAAUACGUAGCAGACUUUUUGAAGGAUGAAAUUAAGAUUGAUCAGAUGAAACAUGAAACUGAAUGA